Messenger RNA from Menidia menidia (Atlantic silverside), 6319 nucleotides. The record is from the annotation of a GenBank genome assembly. NCBI's taxonomy places the organism in Eukaryota, Metazoa, Chordata, Actinopteri, Atheriniformes, Atherinopsidae.
AUGGCGGAAGGGACAGCCGUGCGGAUGGACCGUCUCUCCCACAUUGAUGCUUGUUUCGCCGAAAUCAUGGCGGACCGCGGCGUGGAUUUGUCCGCCCUGCCAAAGGAGGUUAGAGACCAGUUGGCGGAGUUGGAUCUGGAGCUGUCUGAAGGUCUGUCUCCUUCUCUCAGUAGGGGGGACCUGGGCCUCCUUGUCACUUGUCAGUGUGGAGGAGGUGUCAGGGGAUUGAGUGUGGUGUUGCUGUUCUCUCUCCUAGGUGACAUCACGCAGAAGGGCUAUGAGAAGAAGAGAGCCAAGCUUCUGGCCUCCUACAUCCCCCAUUUGCCAAAUGUGGAUCUUUCUCUGCCAGAUGUACAGCUUUCCCCAAGCCACAGUGCCGACCCGAGCCCGAGUCCUGAGGCCCCGGGCCCCUCCACCUCUUCAGCCUCCAGACACCAUCGUGCACACCGCAGUGGAGGGGCCAGAGACGAGCGCUACAGAUCAGACAUCCACACAGAAGCUGUGCAGGCAGCUCUGGCCAAACACAAAGAAGAGAAGAUGGCACUCCCCAUGCCAACCAAGAGACGCUCAGCCUUUGUUCAGUCUCCUUUAGACACCUGCACACCUCCAGACACAUCCUCUGCAUCAGAGGAUGAAGGCUCCCUCCGCAGAAAGGCUGCACUCAGCGCGGUGCUGGCCCAGAGCCUCCAGAGCCCCGAUUACUGGAUCAAUCGCUCCGUCCAAAGCUCUUCCACGUCCUCAUCUGCUUCCUCAACCCUCUCCCAUGGAGAGCCUAAGACUCAGCCCCAGCCUCCACCUGCUGCUUCUGUGUUAGCUGAUGUACUGGCUCACACUCGCAUAGAAAACAGUGUCCCCCCGGAUGUGACCUCUUCCACUCCACAGGAAAGAGGGUCCAGGGUGGAUCUGCCCCCAGCAGUCAGAGGCAUGAGCCGUGGACAGAGCCGCUCCAGCAUGCUGGAUACUGCUGACGGCGUGCCUGUCAGCAGCAGAGUGUCCACUAAGAUCCAGCAGCUGUUGAACACACUCAAACGGCCCAAAAGACCUCCGCUCAGCGAAUUCUUCCUCGAUGACUCAGAGGAGAUCGUAGAAGUUCCCCAACCCGAUCCUAACACCCCAAAACCUGAGGGGCGUCAGAUCAUCCCAGUGAAGGGGGAGCCUCUUGGAGUGGUCAGUAACUGGCCUCCUGCUCUGCAGGCCGCCCUCGCUCGCUGGGGGGCCACCCAGGCCAAGAGUCCUGCCCUCACAGUGCUGGACAUCACUGGCAAACCCCUCUACACCCUCACAUAUGGCAAACUGUGGAGUCGCAGUCUGAAGCUAGCCUACACAUUGCUGAAUAAAUUAGGCACCAAGACUGAGCCCGUCCUACAACCUGGGGAUCGAGUGGCGUUGGUGUAUCCAAACACUGACCCUGGCAUGUUCUGGGUGGCUUUCUAUGGCUGUCUGUUAGCUGAGGUCAUCCCUGUGCCUAUUGAAGUACCCCUGUCACGACAGGAUGCAGGUAGUCAGCAGAUUGGCUUUCUGUUGGGCAGCUGUGGUGUGAGUUUGGCAUUGACCAGUGAGGUGUGCCUAAAAGGCCUGCCAAAGACUCCCAACGGAGAGAUCAUUCAGUUCAAAGGAUGGCCAAGGAUGAAAUGGGUAGUGACGGACACCAAGUACCUGACCAAGCCAUCUAAAGACUGGCAGCCUCACAUCCCCACUGCCAACACAGAUACUGCCUACAUAGAGUACAAAGCCAGUAAGGAGGGAACAGUGAUGGGAGUUGCUGUAUCCAAGAUCUCUAUGCUUACCCACUGUCAGGCCCUGACUCAAGCCUGUAACUACUGUGAAGGAGAAACACUGGUCAAUGUGUUGGACUGCAAGAAGGAUAUGGGCAUGUGGCACGGCGUCCUAACGAGCGUCAUGAACAGAAUCCACACCAUCACUGUCCCAUACGCUGUCAUGAAAGCCUGUCCCAUGUCCUGGGUGCAGAGGGUACAUAUUCACAAAGCACGUGUUGCCUUGGUUAAGUGUCGUGACCUUCAUUGGGCAAUGAUGGCCAACAAAGAACAGAAGGACACCAACUUGUCCUCUAUACGAAUGCUAAUAGUGGCUGAUGGAGCUAACCCAUGGUCUGUGUCUUCAUGUGAUGCCUUCCUGAAUGUGUUCCAGUCUCAUGGUUUAAAGCCUGAGGUCAUUUGUCCAUGUGCUACUUCUCCCGAGGCUCUGACUGUGGCCGUACGCAGGCCUGGUGCACGAGGCGCUCCACUCCCAGCUAGGGCCAUCCUGUCCAUGGGCGGGCUUAGCCACGGGGUGAUCAGGGUCAACACAGAAGACAAGAACUCUGCGCUCACAGUACAGGAUGUCGGCCACAUCAUGCCUGGAGCUCUUAUGUGCAUUGUAAAACCAGACGGGCCUCCGCAGCUGUGCAAGACAGACGAGAUCGGAGAGAUUGUCAUCAACUCUCGGGCUGGAGGCACCAUGUACUACGGUCUUCCUGGUGUUACCAAGAACACAUUUGAGGUGAUCCCUGUCAACCAAGCUGGAGCACCCAUUGGAGAAAUUCCAUUCUCUAGGACUGGUUUGCUUGGAUUUGUGGGACCAGGGAGCCUUGUGUUUGUUGUGGGGAAGAUUGAGGGACUCCUGAUGGUGAGCGGGCGACGCCAUAACGCUGACGACCUGGUGGCCACCGCGUUAGCAGUGGAGCCUGUCAAAACAGUUUACAGAGGAAGGAUCGCUGUGUUCUCUGUGACAGUGUUUUUUGAUGAGAGGAUAGUCAUUGUGGCAGAACAGAGGCCCGAUGCCAAUGAGGAAGACAGCUUCCAGUGGAUGAGUCGAGUUCUUCAGGCCAUUGACAGUAUCCACCAGGUUGGCCUUUACUGCCUCGCUCUUGUCCCGGCCAACACACUCCCAAAGACGCCACUUGGAGGCAUCCACAUUUACGAAACCAAGCAGAGCUUUUUGGACGGAAACCUGCACCCCUGCAAUAUUCUCAUGUGCCCACACACGUGUGUCACAAAUAUGCCCAAGCCUCGUCAGAAACAGCCAGUGGAUGUUGGUCCGGCCUCUAUGCUGGUCGGCAACUUGGUGGCAGGGAAGCGGAUUGCCCAGGCCACGGGCAGAGAGCUGGGUGUGGUGGAGGACCAGGACCUCAUUCGAAAGCAUCAGUUCUUGUCAGAGUCUCUGCAGUGGAGAGCCCAAACAGACCCUGACCACGUUCUGUACGUGCUUCUCAAUGCAAAGGGGGCAGCAGUGUGCACAGCCACUUGUGGACAGCUACACAAGAGAGCGGAGAAAAUCACGGCCACUCUGAUGGAGAGAGGCAGUCUUAACACAGGAGAUAACGUGGUGCUGCUUUAUCCCCCUGGAAUUGACUUGAUAGCUGCCUUUUAUGGCUGUCUCUAUGCUGGUGUCAUCCCUGUGACUGUGAGGCCGCCCCAUCCUCAGAACCUGGCUGCCACUCUGCCCACUGUCCGCAUGAUCAUCGACGUGAGCAAAGCAGCCUGCAUCCUGACCACUCAGCCCCUCAUGAGGAUCCUCCGGUCCAGGGAGGCUGCUGCCAGUGUCAAUGUUAAAACAUGGCCAACCAUCAUUGACACAGAUGAUCUUCCCAGAAAGCGUCCUCCACACAUCUAUAAACCCCCUACAGCUGAGAUGCUGGCCUACCUGGACUUCAGUGUGUCCACCACAGGCAUGUUAACUGGCGUAAAGAUGUCCCAUGCGGCCGUCAGCACUCUUUGCCGCUCCAUUAAGCUGCAGUGUGAGCUUUACUCCUCACGCCAAAUAGCCAUCUGCCUGGACCCGUACUGUGGCCUGGGCUUCGUCCUGUGGUGCCUCUCUAGUGUCUACUCAGGCCACCAGUCCAUCCUAAUACCUCCCCUGGAGCUGGAGAGCUCCCUGCCCCUGUGGCUGAGCACCCUCAGUCAGUACAAGAUCAGAGACACGUUCUGCUCUUACUCUGUCAUGGAGCUCUGCACCAAAGGCCUGGGCACCCAGACUGAGAUGCUGAAGGCGCGGGGUCUGAAUCUGUCAUGCGUGCGGAGCUGUGUGGUGAUCGCAGAGGAGCGGCCUCGCCUCACUCUCACUCAGUCCUUCUCAAAGCUCUUCAAAGACCUCGGCCUGUCUCCGCGAGCUGUGAGCACCGCCUUCGGCUCCAGGGUCAACUUGGCCAUCUGCCUGCAGGGCACUGCUGGACCAGACCCCUCCACUGUCUAUGUUGACAUGAAGUCCCUGCGUCAUGACAGGGUAAGGCUAGUGGAAAGAGGCGCACCACAGAGUCUUCCGCUUAUGGAGUCAGGCACGAUUCUUCCAGGAGUGAGAGUCAUCAUUGUCAAUCCAGAGACAAGAGGCCCACUGGGAGAUUCACAUCUUGGGGAGAUCUGGGUAACCUCUGCUCACAGUGCCAGUGGCUACUACACCAUUUAUGGGGAGGAGAGCCUACAGGCAGAUCACUUCAACACCAGACUGAGCUUUGGGGAGCCCCAAACUCUGUGGGCCAGGACAGGUUACCUGGGCUUCAUUAAAAGGACCGAGCUGCUGGAUGCAAGUGGAGAUCGCCAUGAUGCCUUGUUUGUGGUGGGCUCUCUCGAUGAAACAUUGGAGUUGAGGGGGCUGCGUUAUCACCCCAUCGACAUUGAGACGUCUGUGUCCCGAGCCCAUCGCAGCAUUGCAGAGAGUGCCGUGUUUACAUGGACCAACCUGCUGGUGGUGGUGGCAGAGCUCAGCGGCUCGGAGCAGGAGGCCCUGGACCUGGUGCCGCUCGUCACCAAUGUGGUCCUGGAGGAACACCACCUCAUCGUGGGGGUGGUGGUCAUCGUAGACCCUGGGGUGAUCCCCAUCAACUCCAGGGGGGAGAAGCAGAGGAUGCAUCUGCGGGACUCCUUCUUGGCAGACCAACUGGACCCCAUCUAUGUGGCCUACAACAUGUGAAUGACUUUCAGACACUGAUGCCUAAACUGAGCCAGGCUCUGAGAACAGACACGAGGGACAAAGACGCUGGGGGUGUGAACAGCAACCCCGAUGUUAAGUCUCAGACACACAUUAAAAGACCAAACAAUGUGGGAACGCAAGGAUAGUACAAGCACUGUAACAACAAACGCUUUUGUCUGAAGCAGGUCUUUCUGAGCUCCUGCCUGCUUGAUCGCAGCGGUCCGGGAUCACCAAGGUUACAGGGGACGACAGCUUCUCUCCCCUUGAGAGGAAACGCGUCUGUCAACUGGAAGAAAUCUGAUCUUUAUCCACUGUUAGCACCACAAUCCACUUCAGCAGUCCAAUUUCUGUUUUAAGACAUUUUAAUUCUAUAGUUUACCUGAAGAAAAAAAAAAGCUUUUCUUUGUUUGCUUUUAGGCCUGAACCGUACAUCUUUGUGUCUUUUUAAAAACUUUUUCAAAAAUUCUUCGGACCCCUCUUGAAGGCAGAGUGGCACUCCAGAACUUCCUCCUUCCCUUGCACUUUAUGUCCUCUCAUGUCCGCCUCCUCCGCCUGUGUCACCUGCCUCAGAAGGAGACCUUCCCCAUCUGCCCUUACCCCGUCAGUAUCCACAUCAGUAUUAAAGUGCCACCAGUGAGUCCGGCCAAAGAAGCUGUCGUGACUCACCACCUUAGUCACAAGACGCACAGUGGCUCUCACCCCCAGCCACACACUGUUCUUUCACUUGUUACAAAACAUCCUACGAUACACUUGAAUUACUGGGAAAAGCAAACAUACAAACGUGGAUCAUAAAGGUGAAAACAGAGUCUUCAUUUUCAGUGUGAGUAGGACUCGCUGAGUUAGGUAGAUCGUAUGAUUGCGAUAGUACUAAUAAUUUUUAAUCUAAGAGCACCAAGCAGAAUUUGAAGCUAUGCCCGGCGUUUAGGUGUGCAUGCUAACUGGGAGUGCAGCUGAUGCCUCCAUGCAGGUUAAAGAGAAAGGAAAAAAAAAAUCCUAAUAAGCCCAGGGGUCCCGGCAGUGGAUUGGUUGGCUUUGAAUAUUCUGGGAGUUUAGUCCCAGUUUGUGCCUCAUAAUAAUCACAGCACAGAAAUAAAUGUGUGGUCGCUGAUUGUGCAGAGAUUGUCUAACCAUGCAGUGUAACAGACACAUCACACGGAUGUUACGUUGGGUCUUCUUCAUUCCAGUUACAAAUGGCCACAUCGGAGUAUCUCGUUUCGUCCCUGGCUUUGAGCCUGUCUCAACCUGAUUUCCUGUGUUGCACAGAGCGAGCUGUGGGAAACAGUGAGAGCAUCAGUGAGUCUACUUAAAGAGUUUUGAGUAAUUCCAGCAACCACAACGACUUGAGCGAGCUCAGAUCUAUUCGAAUCCCUUUAAUAGCAGUUUUUUGGUAGUCAUUACAUUUCCUUUCAGGCGA